GUCGUUGCCAGCAUCCGCCAUAUGUAUUGGAGAACUGUCACCGAUGUCAACAUUGUGAUAUCGGAGCAUGACUUACGACUUACCGAGUGUGUCCUACAUGGCACUGUAUAUUGUGUCCAUGCACAUCGUCAGCAGUAACUCUCGGAGCUCAACAGGUGCUAAUCAUUGGAGGCUCAAUGCAGACGAGGGCAAAGUAGUCCAAGCCGAGGAAUCGGAAAACGACGGAUUUUUAGAGGAUGGGUUGAUGACAAUACUUACACGUAAAGUAACUGAAAAUGGUGAAUGGAGAGUGGAAGACGAACAAAAACAAAUACCAUGUGACAGAAUAACAGACAGGACUGUUUCAAGUCCCAUAGAAAAUAAACCUCCUCCUGAAAAGAAAAAGCUGACUUGUGGUAAACCAGUAAAUUAUACUCAAUAUGAUCAUUUACGAGGAAUUGCUAACAGGAAUGAACAUAGCCACAUCCCAGAACCAGAGGUUGCUAUGAUGUUUCGGAGGAAGGGUAGUAAAACGUCAGAAAUAGAUAUGACUGAACUGGAGGAAAGACUAAAGAAAUCAAAGAAAGAGAAACCUAAAUCAGUACAGACUCACAGCCAAAUAGGAAAUUUUUGGAGAAUAAAAGGCAACAGUCUGUUUGCGAUAGAGUGUUUCCGGAAGGCACUGUCUAUAUCACCUAAUAACCCAGAGGUUUUAUUGUAUCUCGCUCGGGUACUGUUUAACCUACAGUAUUUGGACGAUGCUAUAUUCUUAACGCGGCGCUCGUUAGUGAUGCAGCAGCCGAACAGUGAGAACUCAUGGCUCCAACACUACACACUAGGGGAGAUACUCAAAGCCUACGGACAUUAUCAGGAGGCUACCCUCCAUUUUAGACAUGCACUAGAUUUGAAUCCUGGUUACCAGCCAGCAGAGGCCCACCUGCGGGAGAUGGAUGGGGCACCUAACCCUUCUGUCACACAGUACACACUAUUUAUCAUCUUGUUUCUGGUACUAGGAGUAAUUUUUGGAGUUAUCACAUCUAUAGAAGCCAACUUUGAGGACAGCAGCGAGGUGAAAACACAACGGCACUUCAACAGAGCCAUGGCCAUGCGAUCAAUUAAGCUGGGGAUCAAUCCACGUCUAAUAAGGAUGAGGAAAAUGAACUGCUAAAUACCAUUUCGCACAUAUAUACAACAGAGUCUGUCAUAGUCUGUCAUAUUGGUGGUACACUUUUUUCGCAUGAUGAGAUUGACUGGAAAUAACUGCACACAUUCUGUCAAAACCAUACUAUUAUAUGAUAAUGGUUGAACAUUUUUUAAUGGCAUUCAUAGGAAAUAAUAUAGGCUGUUUAUCUAAGUACACUGAUUUCUCUGUAAAAUACUGCAGUUUUUAGUGAAGUUUUAACAAUGAUGUUGUUACUGAUAAUAUUAUCAGAGUUAUCUCCCUUCAACUAUUGUCCGGAGACAAUUUUCAAUGUUUUGAACAAGAGUUUUAUUUUUCAAACGUACAAAAUGCACAACAUUUUCAUUAGUGCUUAUAAUAGUUAUUACCAUCAAUGGAUAUAUAUUGUAAUAGUUAUAUUGGUGAUAAUAUUGUUAAGAAAUGAUUAGUCAUGCAUGUAAAUAUUUUAUUAGAGGUAUUAUUGAAAAAAAGAAUUUGAAAUGUGUAACUUUGGUUAAAUGUUAGUAGGAUAAGAAAUGGAACAAACCCAUGUAAUAUCGGUUUCAGGAUACAUAGAAAAUAGAGAUCUAACACAUGCGUUCAGAAUCAUCCUGAUAAGCUGUCAGCAGUUUUAUGUUUACUUUCAAUGUUGUGUAAACAAAAGAAUUUGUUCUUUUGACCAAAAUGAAGGUUUUAGGUUUUAAUGUUUUAAGUGAUCUUAUAAUCAAAACGUGUUUUUGCUUUUUAUUUGAACAUGUAACCCAGUAAAAUCUUUAAUAUUCAGUGAGAAAAUAGGUGAAAUAUCAAUAUUGUAUUGUGUUCAUAUAUUGUUUGAUGAAGGGAACCACAGAGUUUUCAAUUUCUACCAAUGCCCCAUUUUUCAUAACUGUAUGAUGAGUGCUGCAUUUAGAUGCCAGACAAGUCAAAACCCUGAAGAAAAUGCAAAAAUAUAUUAAUGUUUUCCCAAUAUUUUAGAAUAUUGGUGUAGUUAAGCCUUAUCCGACUCCAAUAUUUAAAGAUAUUACAUGCUUUACUUUUUGUUUUUAAUCUGAUUUUUUGUUUGCUUUUUGUUUUAAUAUCCUCUAUAAUGUCUUCCAAUCUCAGUGGUUGUAUACAUUUGCUGCUAAAAGAUCUUAUAUUGUCUAGAAAACAGCUACACCAAGUAUAUUCGUGUAUAAGUAAUAGAUAUGUAGGUGCUAUACAAAUUGGACAUAUGUUCAAUAUUACUUUAUAACGUAUGUGUUUUACAAUAACCAUAUUCGACCUAUUAAGCUCACCUGCCCCUAUAAGUGCACCCCCACCUUUUUCCAGGAUGGGUGGAUAGUUGUACUAAUUCAAACAUAAAAAAGGUUCUACCCCACUGUUCAGUUAUUAUAAUCUUCAAUCUUUUAACCAAAGACUGGAUUGUUUUUGCUACAUAAAGAUAAAUAUGUCAAUUAAAAUGUUUUCAAAUGGAAACUUUUCUAUGCACAUGGUUUUAUUAAACAUACAGUUUGCAUAUUUGGUUUAAUAUGGUAAUUUAAAUUAAGCAUUGAUAAACUAUAACUGAGUACUCUUAGACUACAAUAUUGUUAAAUAAGAUAGGGUAUACAGCUGUUGUGAUAUAUAGAGAUAGGGUAUAGUGAAUAUUAGAGAUAUUGAACAUUUUUAUUCUUUUGAAAAACUUCUUCAUAAUCAAAUAUUGACAACAACCAAAUCUAAGUUGCAGUCCUUUGCCCAUCCGCCAAUUUCCAUCUCUGAUACACCUGCAUGUGUAUUACACAUAGAAGAAGUAUUUGUUGUGAAAUACAAAUAAUUAUCAUCAUCGAGUAAAUUCUGAACAGAAAUCAUAAGGAUAGAAGUGUACUCCUUACAUGGACUUAGUAUGGAUUCCUAACCUUCCAGCUUUCUCAAUCAAGUAUCUAUAGCUACCCAAUGACUUAGUCAUGUCUUGUGUCAGUAUAAUAUGGGGCAAUAUUUAUCUCAAAACAACAUAUAUAUGAAAGUAUUGAGCUGAAAUAGAUAUAUAUAAUAUUGAUUUUCCUGGAUAGUAACAUGCCACUGCUAUGUUGUCAUUCUCUGUGGCUUGUACACAUACUGGAUGUUGAUAUAAAUACUGACACAAAUAAAUCUUGUUUUUUAAAUCCAAGACCAUGCAACUACCUUUAAACAAUGUAUGUUGUCGUCUUCUUGUUAAAUUUUUCCUUCUUUUGAUAAAGAGCCAGAUAGAAUCUACCCUGCCAAACAUAUGUUGUCAUCCUGUUAAGUUUUGUCUUCCUUUCAUGGUUGAGCCAGGUAGAAUCUACCCUGUCAAAGGUCUGUUGUUCUCCCAAAUAGGAUAGUUAUGUUUCCCAUUUUAAGUCUCUGUUUAUUUGACUGGUGCCAUUUGUCACUUAAAAGUCCCAAAGUCAGUGGACAUGAUAUUAAAGAAUUCAAUGAA
Molecule: messenger RNA, 3557 nt
Organism: Pecten maximus
Lineage: Eukaryota; Metazoa; Mollusca; Bivalvia; Pectinida; Pectinidae
Exons: 3
Coding region: 68-1147 (359 amino acids)
Biological process (GO): actin filament polymerization
Cellular component (GO): cytoplasm; actin cytoskeleton
Molecular function (GO): protein binding
Source: RefSeq, a predicted model, not a curated record